UCUAUGGCCACAAAUCCUCCCUUCCAAAAUGACUUUCGGGAGUUAUGCGCUCCUCCCUAGCUCGAGUUUGACGCAAAAAAAAAAGACUCAACCGUGAUAAUGACAUGAGUUCUAAUGGGGAAGUCUCGCUUUCACUGGCUGUGCUUCCCUUUUCUAAAACUGUCCAGCAACUUUUGGAGGUGUCCUCUUUCAAAAAGAAGUUUGAUAAUUGCGUCUGUAUGUGUGGUUUAUUUGUUUUUCGUGGUUUCACAAGUUGGAUACUCACAGCAGCACCGGGGCAGAAGGAUCGAUAAGGGCAAGAACCGGCACGCCCGUGGAUUGUAUCAUUUGGAGACUAACGGUGCGCUGCCAGACUCCGCUGACCUGCAGACCGGUGCGAGCUUUGUGUUCCCGACCCGGUCCAACGUGGUGUACAUAACGCUUAAGUCCAAGCGUCUCAAACCAGCUCAUAUCCGAGGUACAAUCCGACCAAAGCUGAGGAGAAAAGUGAGAAGAAAUAAGACAGACAAUCCGUCUUUUACGCAGAACAAACUUGGCACUUUGGAGCGAGACACCGGCCAGAUUAAGCACAGCUUUCUACCCAGGACGUCCUGGAAAGAAACCGGGGAUGUUGAUUAUAAAUCAUUGGAUAUAGCUCAGAAAUCUCAUGAAGAUGCAGAAACAGACUCUCAGAUUAGUUCAAUCAGAAUUUACAGCCAAAUGGUACCGCCAUGGUUCAGCGCGCAGGACGUGAAAACCAUGCGCUUUCUUGCGGAUGCUAAAGUUUUACGCAUGAGAGAAGUCUCUUGUGGAGACAAUCCAUCACUUCUGAUAUUUGAGGGUGAGACAAACGUUCCACCAGUCAACCAAAAACACACAAAAAAGAUCAACGUGUGCGGAGGGCAGUGUGGAGUCAUCCACAGCCCCGUGGAUAACACGGAGGUAUUUGCUUUCCAUUUGGACAGGGUGCUGGGGCUCAAUCGGACACUGCCAGCUGUAAGCAGAAAGUUCAGCUUUUUACACGAUGGCCUGUCCUGUCCAGUGGUAUCAUGGGAUGCAUCUCUGUACCCAGAAGGCCUUGCUGCGGGCUGGGCCACUGUGAGGAUGACCUGGGGGGAGUACCAGAGCUCCCUGAAACAGAGGUGUUGGCAUAAAAACAUCAUCCCAAAGCCUGACUCUGGCUGCUCCACAAUUCACCACUACGAGUGGAGCAAACUAGCUCUGUUUGACUUCUUGUUGCAGAUCCACAACCGUCUGGAUGGGGGCUGCUGUGGCUUCAGGCCUCGGCUGGAGGACGAGUGUGUUGAACUGGGCCUCCACGCAGGAUGUGGGGACCAAAACCACAUGCAACUGGAAAACAUCAUCCACAGGGGUCACGACAACAGACACCUGGUCUUCGCUAACAAUAAAGGAUUCUUCGACCGCAAUGAGGACAACUUGGACUUCCGGCUGUUGGAGGGAAUCAAGGAGCUUCCAGAGCAGGCCGUGUCUGUGAUGAGGAGCAGGAAGCUGAGGGAGAAACUCCUCCAGUCCCUGUUCCUGGACCAGACGUACUGGGAGAGCCAGGGCGGCCGACAGGGCAUCGAUAAGCUGAUCGACGUCAUCGAGAGGCGAGCCAGAGUCCUCCUCACCUACAUCAAUGCCCACGGAAUCAAAGUCAUUACAAUGAACAUGUGAUGAGACUCGCACUAAUCAAGGGGUCACAUUAGUGAGACACGGACAAAGUAGAUUAAUGGAUUUAACCCUGUGACUUCACCAUGUUCUGUAAAACUGUUCUUUAACACUAAAGCUUUAUCCUCUUUUUUUUCAAAGUAAUCAGGGUAAAAGUAUCCUAACAUGUCUAAAACUGACACAUUCAAUGUAAUUUAUGCCUAUUUUUCCACUUAAAUCACAAGAACAAGAGAGAAUAUGCUGUCAUGUAGGAAUCAGAAAAAGAAACAAAAUCUGUAUUUAUCUCUUUUUCUUUAUAUUUAUAAGAAAUAUAUUGUUGUCAAUGCAGGGCCUAUUGCUGUGUUGUUAAUAACUCUGUAAAUGCAAGUCAUCUAUUCCCAUUUGCCAAAAACCCACUGAGACUGUUUUUUGUGUGGGAUACCAAGAGAGACUUUAACUGAUUCUGACAUUUACAAAGAGUGAAAAUUUACGGAAACUAAUUAGGUUCACUUCCUUCUUUUGAGUCUUCAUUUGUUUCUUCUCCAGAGGCCAACGGGCUGCCAUCGUUAUGAAAAGAAUAUGCUGUAGUUAUCGCUUUUGUUCCUCCCGAGGCCUUCCAGCAGGUGUAAUUUGCAUUUUGUAUGAAUGGAAUGCUCUAAAUCGUAAGUCAUGUUCUUCUCUGCUGCCUGUGGGCAGUAAGUAAUUAGAGCUUGGUAAAGAGUCUUUGUGUAGUGAACAAGCCACAACCCACAUCUAGUCAGGUCGUCUGGGGUCACGCAAUUUACACUGCACCAAGAAAAGUAUGUAAUUUGACAUACCUUGUGUGCCUUGGAGCUUCACCUCACCUAUAAUUUUAUGUUUUUAAGAAUCAGUACAACAAGUAUCAUGAGCAUUAUAAAUAAAGAUACAUGUUUGGCCAACAUGUGGGCACAAUGUUUGCACAUUUACAAAUGAAGAGCUUUAAGAUGAGAAGUGACGCAGUGUUAUUCUCUUUAAUAUGCACUCUUAGUUUUAAUUUGACAGCAGAAACAUUUUAACUGUGGCCACUUUCACUGGCUUAUUUAUUUUUGUACCUUCUUUUUGCCAAAGAAGUGUGAACGUGCUGUUGUCAAUAAAAGCAUUUAUCUCUCAGA
Molecule: messenger RNA, 2762 nt
Organism: Amphiprion ocellaris (clown anemonefish)
Lineage: Eukaryota; Metazoa; Chordata; Actinopteri; Pomacentridae
Gene: gask1b
Product: golgi associated kinase 1B
Exons: 4
Coding region: 115-1656 (513 amino acids)
Cellular component (GO): Golgi apparatus
Source: RefSeq, a predicted model, not a curated record